Molecule: messenger RNA, 1978 nt
Organism: Salvia hispanica
Lineage: Eukaryota; Viridiplantae; Streptophyta; Magnoliopsida; Lamiales; Lamiaceae
Product: protein MOS2-like
Biological process (GO): mRNA splicing, via spliceosome
Cellular component (GO): spliceosomal complex
Molecular function (GO): nucleic acid binding
Source: RefSeq, a predicted model, not a curated record
AAACGGAAAAUCCACCAUUACUCUUUUCUAAAUUCCUUCAAACUUCAAAGGAUCUUUGCUCAACUCCGAAACCCAAAUUUCGAUCUCCACAAAUCCCCUUCACACUCCUCGAUACAUCACAAUUCGAAAGUCAGUUGAUUGAGCUUGCUGGGUUUGAUUGAAGGGUUUUUCUUCAAAAUCCACGAUGAGUUUUUCCUUCUCCAUCAACGCCAAAUCCCAAUCCAAUCGACUGAAAAAGCCUUCCAAUGCGGCGGCCGCCUCUCCCUCCGUCAAUUACGUCAGUGAAUUCCGCUCCGACGAGCCCCCGCCGGCGGAGGAAUCCAAAAUCAAACCGAUUGCUCCAAUCCCCAACGCGUGGCGCCCUAAUAAAAAGCUCAAAAACCUCCACACUCUCCCGCCGAUCUCCAAACCGAACGGCGAGGAUGCGGCUGUGCAAUUCGAGCUGGAUCCUGGCUCUAAUCCCGAACCCACCGAUACUUCCACGGGCUAUGGCCUAAAUCUCCGGGAACCCUCGGCCGCUGUGAGUGUUGCUCCUAAUGGUAAUUAUGAAACGAUUUCGGAUAUGGAGUUAAGGAGGCUAAGGGAGGAUUUGGGGAACUUACCGGAUGGUCCGGGGCUGGAUGAAUUCGAAGACGUUCCGGUAGAGGGGUUUGGUGCAGCGUUGCUAUCGGGGUACGGUUGGAAAGAGGGUAGAGGGAUUGGCCGCAAUGCGAAGGAGGAUGUGAAGGUUGCUGAGGUUACGAGGAAGAGAGAUAGAGGGGGAUUAGGUUUCACUGAUGAGCUUCCGGUGCCGGAGAAACAGAUUAGCACCAAUGGUAAUGCCGGUGCGAAUCCUGUGACGGCCAAUGGGAAGGCGGAGAAGAUGAAGGGGGUGAAAGAGAAGGAUACGAAAGGGUUUGUUAAAGAAAAGGAAGUUAUGAUAGUAAAUGGGAGAGAGAUGGGUAUGAAAGGUAGAAUCUUGGAGGUGAGAAAUGGUGGAGAGCUAUUAGUUGUGAGGAUGUCAAAGAGCAAUGAAAAGGUGAAAGUUCGGAGUAGGGAUGUGGUGGAGGUGGGAUCGGCGGGGGAGGAGAAGUGUAUUAGAAAAUUGAAGGAAUUGAGGGUUAAAGAGAGUGAUAUGCGUAGAGAUAAAAAUGAUAGGAAGAGUGGGGAACAGAAGGUGAAGGCAAGGAAUGAGAGAGUGGAUUGGUUGAGGAAUCAUAUCAGGGUAAGGAUUGUUAGUCAGGAAUUGAAGGGUGGGAGAUUAUACUUGAAGAAAGGGGUUGUGAUGGAUGUUGUGGGGCCGGGGGUUUGUGACAUAUCGGUUGAUGAGAGCAAGGAGUUGGUACAAGGGGUGGAUCAGGAUUUACUAGAGACUGCUCUACCAAAGCGCGGAGGACCCGUCCUUGUUUUGUGUGGUAGGCACAAGGGUGUGUAUGGUACUCUGCUAGAACGGGAUUCAGAAAAAGAGACUGGUCUGGUUAGGGAUGCUGAUACUCAUGAGCUGCUGAAUGUGAAGCUUGAGCAGGUUGCCGAGUACACAGGAGAUCCAAGCGAUAUUGGUUAUUAAGCACAGACUUCCUUAUUGUUAGCCUUGCUGGUGUAAGUGAAAUGCUUAGGUGAAGACGUGAAGUCCAAUCCUAAAUGAAAACUGGCUUGCCAGUGGAUGCAGGGAGGGGUCCUUCCACCUUCUGGAGGCUCGGCCUCUUGCACCACUGAAAGGGCUUGAUGCUUUGGUGAUGGCUCCUGUGGCCUCAAGUAAUGAUAUGGGAUCUCCAAUGGUGCCAUUUAAGAAGUGUGACUGUAUUAAGGGGUUUUCAGGCCUUCCCAUCUCAUCUUCUUUGUGAUUUUAAUGUAUGAGUCCUCAUCCAGCUCCUGAAUUUUCGACCUUGUACCAUUAUGACAUCCUCCUAUCCCCCUGAAUCUCAUUAAGCCUAUUCUCUUAUGUAACCAGUAACUCAACAACAAAACACUUGUUAGUCUAUAUCUUUUUUCCUUGUUA